Ricinus communis (castor bean) is the source of this 1188-nucleotide messenger RNA. RefSeq names its product polyubiquitin. Bases 198 to 965 code for a protein of 255 amino acids. Gene Ontology annotation, cellular component: nucleoplasm; cytosol. The record is from RefSeq and is a predicted model, not a curated record. Gene Ontology annotation, molecular function: polyubiquitin modification-dependent protein binding; proteasome binding; ubiquitin binding. Lineage: Eukaryota; Viridiplantae; Streptophyta; Magnoliopsida; Malpighiales; Euphorbiaceae. The transcript has a single exon. Gene Ontology annotation, biological process: proteasome-mediated ubiquitin-dependent protein catabolic process.
ACCAAGCAUACAUAAAUUAUUUCCAGGCUAGCCUGAAUUUUUAACCACUCAAAUAGUAUGACUCCAAGAAGUGCGCCUUAAUACCUAUAAUAAAUACAUUAAAUCCUUCCCAUUUGAAACAAUAAUUUUCUUGCGCGCCCCACAUAAUAAGGCAAAGUAGAAAAGGAGGAUUCUUUGAUUGACAGAAAGAAAAAGAAAUGAGGGUUAUGAUUGUAGCUUGGGCACGUGAAUUUCCCAUCGAAGUUGGUCACCAAGAACCUGUUCUUGAAAUCAAAAGCAAGAUUGAGCUUCUCCUUGGUGUUUCUGUGGCUGCACAAACUCUAUCCAUCUUUGGUUGGGAGUUAGUUGAUGGUCUAGACAUGGAAGACUAUCCCAUUGUCACUGAAGGUACAAAAAUCGACCUUACUAUCGAACCCAUGAAUCCUCUUCUGUUCAACAAUGGUAAUGACACUAGAAAAAUCCAAAUCAUUGUAAAAUUUUCAUCUAGGCAGAUUAACAUUGAGGUGGAUACAACUGAUACUAUUCGUAGUCUGAAAGAAAAAAUCCACAUUGUUGAUGGAACACCAAUCAAAAGAUUGUCACUUUUCUUUUCCGGGAUAGAACUUGAUGAGGAUUUUCGCAAUCUAAGCGAAUAUGGUAUACGUGAAUUCUCUGAAAUAAUUGUGUUCCUUAAGACCAUGUCUCGCCUGAGGGAUGAACCUUGUACAAGAAAGCUAAGCAUCACAGUGCAGACUUCCUCAUCUUUGCUUAAUGCAGCAGCCAUUCCUUUGGAGAUGAAGGAUUCAAGUACUAUUAGUGAUUUAAGGCGGCUCCUUUUGAGCAGAAAAGUUCUUCCCCUGGAUGAUUACUUGUUCAUACAUAAACAGAGAAUAAUGCGUGAUAACUGUAGCCUUCGAUGGCAUGGUGUUGAGAAUGGAGAUUCACUUUAUGUGUUCAAGGGGACAGUGAGUCACAAUGGAUACUGAGAUGUGUGAGGUAUCCACAUCAAUGGUUUGCAGAGUGUGUAUUACUUAUGACUUAAAGAAUGAUUUCUCAGUUAAACAAAUUAGCAUCAUGUGUUAAAUUUAGAAAGGUUAUCGGAAUUUAAUUCCAUAUUAGAUGUAACAACAUUGAUUCAACUCAUAUGUAUUAGACUUAAUAUAUGUUCUUUAGUUUUUCCUAUAUAUAAUGAGCAAGAUAUUUUAUCCA